AUGCGGAAUGAUGCUGUUGCAGGUGAGGGAGCGCCGCUGCCAGUGCCGCCAUGCAUCGACGACUUCGACGUCGGCCAGGAGCUCGGAAAGGGUGGCUUUGCCGUCGUGUAUCGGGCCCGGGUGCGGUCGACCGGACUAGAAGUCGCUCUCAAGGUCGUGGACAAGCACCGAGCCGCGGAGCACCUCCGCGGCACCGCAACGAGUGCCGGCGGCGGCGGCGGGGACAGGGAAGGAGGGCUUGGUGGGGGCUUGGAGCUAGCGUGUGCCCGGGUGGCGAACGAGGUGCGCCUACACUGGGGACUGAGGCACCCGGCAGUCGUAGAGCUGCUCGAGUUCUUUGAGGACGAGCGGUUCGUCUACCUGGUGCUGGAGCUGUGCGGGGGCGGUGACAUGUACCGCAGGCUGCGGGGCGCCGGCAGCAGUGGCAGUAGCGGCAGUAGAGGGCCGCUCGAUGAGAGAGAGGCGGCCGGCUACAUGGGCCAGUUGCUGGCGGGGUUGCAGUAUCUCCACGAGAGCGGGAUCAUGCACCGGGACCUGAAGCUGUCGAACUUGCUGCUUUCGGAGGACGGCAGGCGGCUGAGGAUUGCCGACUUCGGUCUGGCCGUCAAGCUCGAAGCGGAGGACAGCGAAAGACACACGCUCUGCGGCACGCCGAACACGAUGGCCCCGGAGGUGCAGGGCCCGGUGUACGGGGCGUCGGCAGCGGGGCAGCAGCCGGGGGGUUACGGGCUGGCGGCAGAUCUGUGGUCCGCGGGGUGCCUCUUGUACACCAUGCUAACUGGGAGGGCGCCGUUCCAGGGGAGGAGGGUAGGGGACACGCUGGCGAACGCGAGGUCCGGGCGUUACGCGGUGCCGGAAGGGCUGUCGGACACCGCGAGAGACUUCUUGGCCUCCAUGCUGAGCUUGGACCCGCGCCGCAGGAUGCGAGUGGAAGAGGCUGCCGCACAUCCGUUUCUGCGCUUGGACAAGCAGCGGCCUCAACGCAGCCCCGCCGCCGCAACGACAGCAGCACCGGAACGAGGAAGCAACAGCACUCCCAAAGGUACCAUCGCCGAAGGUACUCACAAAGAGGCGGUGGGGGGAGGAGCGACAGCCUGCGGGGGUGCUGGGAGGCGAGCCGUAACGUCGAACGACGACGGAGGAGAAUACCACUCUUCUUAUUCUUCCAGAGGAAGAUUGGACUACAAAGCCGGGCCAUCGCCGUCGUUUGGCGAGGAGGGCAGCAGCAACAGCAGCAGCAGCAGCAGCAGCAGUCGCAGCAGCGGCAAAGGCAGGCUAACCAAAGGAGCUGCUGUCGACGCCGCUGCCGCCGCCGCAGCGACCGUAGCGGGCAACAGCACCCUCACGGAGUCCACGGCGGGGCUCGGGUCCUCCGACCUCUACUCCGUCAGCUCCAGCUUCUUGGACGGGGAUUACAACACGGCCUCCUUUGCGACCCUCAGGGCAGAGACCGUGCCCACCCCGGCGACCAUCGGCGCCGGAGCCGCUGCGGCCGCCGCCCGCGUCCGACGCGCCACCGCUCAAGCCCGGUUCCGAGCCUCGGCAGACGGGGGCGUCGCGCUCGACGGCAGGGCAGCAGAGGCCGGGGGAAGGGACGGGAUCCGCGACGAUGGCGGCGGUGGCGGCCGCGGUGGUAGGAGAGCGAGAAAUGCGUGGCCAACCGCGCGACCAUUGGUCGAGGUAGCGGGCGGAGGCGAGCGGACGGCUGGGCCAGGCGGAAACGGAGCUGGCACCGCGGAGAGGAGGGGUGGCAUCAGCGCGGGAAGGAAGAGUACGGCGGGAGAGCGAUCCUCUGCUGGUGCAAGGCUGGAGUCGAAGGAGCGGUUCGGGUGGAAGGGUGCUGCGGGCGGCGUCACGGCCGCCGCCACGACGAGCCUGCACGCGGGGGGCGAGGGGCGCGGGGGGUACGCAGACGAGAAUGUGGUGGUGGCUAGAGGUGUUGGCUCUGCAAAGGCGGUUGGCCUCGGCAAGGAUUUGGAGCACGAGCGGCAGCAACGGCGGCGACAGCAGCAGCAGCAGCAGCAGCAGCAGCAGCAGCAGCAGCGGCAUCCCCGGCGGCGGAGCCGAAGGCCUCGGCCCACCCGAGAAUCGUCGCCUCACAAGCAACGGCAGCGAAACAGCAUACCGGCAAGCGGCAUCACCAGGCCGGGGGAGCGACAGUUCGAUCUAGCAGGCUACAGCAGCAGCAGCAGCGGCUCGAGCAACAGCUCCCCGCCGUGCGUCCCCGCAGCCAGCCCGUUGGCUCGCCGUCGGCGACAGCGGCAGGGAGACAGAGGCGUCGCAAGGCCUCCAGCACCGCUCCCUCCUCAGCCGCUGCCGAUGCUCGAGCAGGAGCACCUGGCAAGCUUGCCUCAGUCACAAGGGCUUCACGGGCUUCGUGCCACGGCCGCAGCUGGGCGAGACCUCCACGAGAAUAUGUCCAUCGGCAAGGGCAGUGACGGCGGCGGCGGCGGCGGCGGCUACUGCUUGGGGUCGACAGCGGCGGCGGUUGGCGACUCCGUUUCCGCGUCCAGAUCGGGACAGCCAACGGCAAGAAAAGCGACUUCUGCUGCUGCUGCUGCAGCUGCUGCUGCUGGCAGCAGCGGCGGGAGUUGUCUCCUGGCGCCGUUGUCAACCGCCCGCGUGAAACCGGUGGCCCACCGGUCGGGAGGCAAGGCGGCGGCGGUCGAGGUCUACCCGGACGGUCGUGCGAGCAUCUCGGUGGGAAAGCGGUGGCUGAUCGCUUCCGCGGACGGCGAGCGAGUGUGGGCCGGGGGCGGCGGCGUGACAGAGGCCACAAGCGGUGGCGGUAGGCGCACCUCCUUGUCCUUCUCGAGGGAGGCAGCGGCAGUCGGGGGCGGUCGGGUGUUGGGCACGAUGGAGGCGUGCUUGGCGUCGGGAGACAAUGACGAUUUUGCCGACCCCGGCUUCAGCCUCGAUGCGCUGCCGGCGGCUCUCCACCCGCUGUACAGGAGCCUCGCCGGCAUCGUGGACGCCCUUCGGAGCAAGACGCCCAAGGUGGUGCUGCGUCGUGACCCACCGCCGCCGCCGCCGCCGCCGCCGCCGCCGCCGCCGCAAGCGGGAGUACCAGGCCGAGCUCCGCAACAGCGGGCCGAGGAGAAGCUCACUCUGUGCGCCUUGAUGGAGAACCUGCCGGACCCUGACUUCGCCGCCGCCUUCGCCGACGGCGCCUCGCUAUCCCUCUGGACCCGAAAGGGUGAGCUGCGGGUCGAGCUCCCGGGCGGCCGUGUCCGCAGCUGGGCGGUGGCGGCCGGCGGCGAGUGGCCGGGGGUUGCCACGAUCCGCGGCGGCGGGGCUAGCGUUGCCGGCUACGGGCUGAUUGCGGCGGCGGGAGGCCGUGAGCGGGCCGAGGGGAGCGGGAGCGGCAACGACGACAAGCAGGAGUGGCUGGGCUACGUGAGAGCGGGGUUUGACGGGUACUGUCGGUGCUUGGAUGAGGAGGCGGCGGCGUACCGGCGUGGGGCGAGGUUUCCGGUCGAGAUCGUCGAGCCUGCAGCCGUUGCCCCUCCCCCCCGAGCCGCCGUUGCGUCUUCCCCCGUCCCGUCAUCGACAGGGGGAGCGGGUGUCGCGAGAAGGAGGGGGAGACCUGCGAUCGACGGGUGCCUGGAGGAGGCGAAGGAAGGUAGUGGCGGCGGCAACAGCAACCAGGCAUGCGGCUCCGGGGCGGGGAGCGGGGGCGCAGUUGGGCUGGGCGCGUGGUGGCGCGGAGAGGAAGAUGGCGGCAGCAGCUCCAACACUUCGGACAGCUCGGUGUCCCCAAGGGACACGCGAAGAGUAGAAGAGCCCAGCAACCGAGGUGAUGGUGGCGGCCUUGGUUGGCGCGAAGGCGACGGCAGCUGCAGGGGCGGCAGCGGCGGCGGGAGCGGCGGCGGCGGCAUCUCCGUUGACAAUGCCGGCAAGGACGGCGGUUGGCGCGAUGCGAGCUCCGCCGGAAGCCUCAUGUUCACUGAACGAUGCAGCAGUGAGCUACAGCAGCAGCAAUCGAGGCAGCACCAGCGCCCGGCCUGCUCCCCCGAGGGGUCCCAACAGCUAUCGCCGGCACCCCCACUAAUAGCGGCGGCCCGUCACCCUGGAGUCGUGCACGCGGCCGUGAGCAGGGCGGCCUCGCCGCCGCUCUUUGCACCGGCGGGCUUGGAGAGGGAUGACACUGCUACGCCAGACGUCGCCGGACUAGCAACCUUCCUGCCGCUGCAGCGUCGGGGACAAGCUGUCUUCAUGUACGGUGACGAGACGCUAGGAAGAGGAAGAGGAGGAGGAGGAACAGGUAUGGGGGGGGGGCGCAGAGAAGGAGGAGGACGAGGAGGAGGAGGAGGAGGAGGAGGUGGGGGUGGGAGGGGAAGAAGAAGAAGCGAGGGAGGAGGAGGAGGAGGAGGAGAAGGGGGGCCGUGUCUCGACCCGAACCCAUCAACCUGUUCGUUGUUCUCCGAGGGCAACCUAGCCCAAGCAGUCGGGGUGCGGCCAGCAGAAACAACGGUCGCCCCCGCUGGCGCGGCGCGGCGGGGCCGCGGGGGCAAGGCCGCUGCUGCUACCCCACCCCGUGACGAGGAUCGCAGACCGUUACCCGACAGGGGGCGACGUGGUGGCGCCAGCAUUCCCGGGGUGGGGGAGGCAUUCAGGAACGGAGACGGCGACCUCGAGGUGCUGUUCUGUGACGGUGUGAUGGUCGUCGUGGACGCUAAGGCCAAGUGGAUGCGGGUAGAACGACGCCAACAGCAGCAGCGCGGGAGCCUCCACCACUCCCCCCCACCCACCGGCAGCGGUCGCCCAACCCCCUCUACGACGACCCGAAGCGUAACGUACGACCUGGGGAAACACGCCGCUGGGCGGAGAACAGAAGCGCGCGGCAUCGGUGGGAGUCGAGAGUUGGGUGAGCGCUUGCCCCGGGAUGUGAAGAACAGGAUGAAGGCGCUGCCGCGCUUCAUUGCUAUCCUGAAGGACGAUGGUCCCCCGCCGGCAAGAGACGGGCGACAGAAAGACGGGGCUUCUGCAGAGCGGACCGGGGAGGUUAGCAGGCGGCGUCCUCGGCGUGGGGCGCGGCCAUGAUGUAGAGAACCGGAGGGGGUAUGUGGUGUGGUGUUUUAGUAUUUGUCAUCGUGUCAUCAUAGCGUAGAGUAUUUUGAUCGUCAGUUGUACAGUUUUUUGUCGAGACAGGAUGGCUCUAGUGUUUCGUUGAUCAACCGGGAAAGUGUUAGUAUUUCGUAAGUAUUGUUAAAGUUCCAGACAUGUCCCGUGUGUUGUUGCUGUGCCUUAAUUUAUCUUUUUCACCACUCUCGCUUGUUGUAUGCAUCAGGUAAAGUGCACAAGAGUAAUGUUUGACGUGCCACAUGCAACGUCGGCAACCGAGCUUUUUUUCCGGUUCUCUCUCGCUGAUUGCUGAGUGACAGUUUCAUUUCCAUCGAUAGCCGGGAGGUGGGUGGGCUGGCUGCCUCCGAUUUUUUGUCUCCGUGACACACUCAAGGCAGACGUCCCGUUUGUUGGGGCUGUUUCCCCUUUCUUUUUUUUUUUGUAUCGUUGUGCAAGUGACACGGAUAAGUUUUUUUCUCUUCGGAUUGAGUUUAGGGCCUCGAACGCCUUGAUAAGUGUUUUUACACCCCCGAACCAACACUAUCCCCUCCCUUCGUUCUCGGCAAUGGGUCGUUUCGCCAAUAGUACUUGCUUCGAUAGCUUUAGGGGCGGUGUGUUUUUGGACGCGUUUCUACUGUAUCGUGCGCGAG
Molecule: messenger RNA, 5714 nt
Organism: Ectocarpus sp. CCAP 1310/34
Lineage: Eukaryota; Phaeophyceae; Ectocarpales; Ectocarpaceae
Source: the annotation of a GenBank genome assembly